UUGCGUUGCAUCAGUCCAGAAUAGGGGGGGGGGAGAGGAAGAGGACUCCCCCAACUCUGAAAGCGCACCUCCUCCUGUGCAAAUGUCGGGGAGCGAAAUAUAAGCCCCCAAAACUGCAUUUCGAAUGCUUUUCUUGCUUUUUUCUUUGGAUUGCUGCGAAGGACUAAAUAAUGUGGAUUACAGCAAGGUGGCACGAUGGGAGCACAAGACCCGGUCGCUCACACGCAUGUUCCGUUCUCCCUACGUGGCCUGUUACUGCUUGGGAGCUGUCAUCAUGUUACUUAACUUCCUACGAACUAACUGUUUCACCGAAGCGAUGAGGAGUCAACCCAGACUAAAUGUCCUGGAUUGCCUGGUGGGCUACUACAUCGGCGUAGCCUUCGUGGUUGUAGGCACCGUGUUCGUGGUCUCCAGCUUCCUGGUGCUGGGCUUCGUUGGAACAUUCUUGGGUGACUACUUUGGCAUCCUCAUGGAGGCAAAGGUGACUUGUUUCCCAUUCAACGUGCUGGACAAUCCUAUGUACUGGGGCAGUACCAUCAUCUACCUUGGAUGGUCCAUCAUGCAUGCGAGCCCUGCUGGUUUCCUCCUGACGGCCGUUGUAGCGCUAUGCUACACCAUUGCACUGCUAUAUGAAGGGCCUUUUACAGAAGAAAUCUACCGCCAGAAGGCAAACAGGCGCCUGUAGCUCCCGCCUUGUUACCCGAGAGGACCCAAGAAGCGCUGUUGCGGUUUGGAUGACGGAAGCCAUUUUGCCUCUGCAAUUAGACCACUGGCGACGCGAGAUAAUGGGAUCGGAAAUGACCGAUUCCAGCCUGACUUUUAAAUUUCUUCUAGCUCUACAGCAUCCUUUCUUUUAAAGCUGGAAAACUGGGGUGUGCGUAGGGGGCAAGCGUGGUUGGGAAGGAGGGUGUCCGACAUUCACAAAGCCUUGACACCAGAAGCGCACAAAAGGGGGGGGUGUUUCUUUCGAUAAGGACUCCUCGGCUCCGCCCCUCUCUUUCAUCGGCGUCCAUUAGCCCUGGAAGUCUGGAUGUGUUGAUUAUAUACGUGGGGGUGUCAGAAAAACAGAAAACAGGCAGGAGGCCUGGGCAUCUUAUGUAACUGUUCUCUGAACACACACACGUCUGCGCAUUGAAACAUGACAGAUCAUGUACAGGUGCGCCGAGCAUGCGCCAAAGCUGUGCCACUGCCGGCGCAUGGGAGACAGAGGUAAAAGAGCGUGGAGAAAGAGGGCUCCAGAGUUGCCGUUUACAGGAUGCGCAGGUGGGGUUGGUAAAACUCAAAGCAAAUCCUGUUCUUCCCGGGUUGGCUUGACCGGUUCGCGAUGAGCCUCCUUCUCCUGGAAAUGGGGCAGAUGAAGGAUCUUGAAGCCAGGUCCCCUGCACCAGCUCAACCUCCCACUGGGGAUCCCGCAGGCUUGUUUUGCAGAUCAGAACGGGGGAGAAAUGCUGUGGGGGACGGGUCAGGCGCUGUGGCUUUGGCUGGGGGACCAGCGUCGACCGUGAUGCUCAGCAACCGCCAUGUUCUGAACAAAGGGCCUGGCGUCAGAGGAAGACGACACACAACACCUCUGUGAAGUAGCAUUGGGGGACACGUUGGAUGACGGUGGAUUCUAACUCCCCAUCAGCCUUUAACCAGCACAGAAAAUAAUGGGGAUGAUGGGGGGGUUUGUACUUCAAUCCCAUCCGGAGAGCCCUACAUAGGAUGUACUCGAAACAUGGAGCACCCCAGCUCUUCAGAAACAUGUCAAGGAGAGGGCACGGUCUCUUAAUAGUUUAGGGGGAAUUAUUUUGCAUACAGAGCGAGGGGUUUGUUUUUAAAUCUAGCACCGCCUUUAAAAUAGGUGCUUCCGCGUCCCAUGUAAUCUGGAACGCCGUGGCUUGCUGAAUCUUUGCCAGUCAUGGUGUCUUUUGUUAAGAGGAUGGAAACGUUGCUCCCCCCUCCAAAAAAUGUAACUUUUUCAAGCUCCCCUUCUACUGUUGGAAGCCGUUCCUUGCCCUCUAGCUUGCCAGCCUAUCUGGGUUCCCUCUUCUGUGCGGGCUGACCUGUUCUGAAUGCACACAAGGAAAAUUUGUAGGUGGAGGUGGCAGGCGUGCUCUUUCUCUCUCUCUCUCUCUCUGUGGCUGCCACCUUCUGUGACAUCACAGCAGCUGUGAUGUCACAGAAGGCCUGGGGCUGUUUGGCAGAGUGGCAAGCUUAAGGGGGGGGGGAGAGAUGAUCUGGCUUCUAAGCCAGAGAGUGUUUCAGAAACUAAACUACGGGAGUGUUAUCUUCACUUUGGGAUCUGGCUGUCCUUACCUGAUGACAAUCUGGAUCUUAGGAGAAGCCGAUGUAUUUCUGCACAGCGCAGUGUGGACACCAUUUUUUUUUCUCCUUCCACCUACCCCAUCUUGGCCCCCACAAAAAAAAAAUCUUCAAGCCACAAAAGCAGUGGGAUUAGGAGACUGGAGAUGGGCCGUGAUGUUUUUCCUCCUAGCAAAGUCCACAUUUAUGACGCCAUCCUUACACGGCUUUGGAUGGUGUGACUCUGCUCUAUAAAGUUCGUAUGCUUGGCAUCUCACUGCCUGUAUUCUUCACACCAGGCUGAAACAAGUCCAGCCGUAAAGUGCUUUGAAGAUCAGGUGGUGGAAAAGACAUAAAAAGUAUUGAUCGGCCCCAGGAAUCUGCCUGUAUUCCUCCUCCUCCUCCUGUGUAUUACAAUGUUAUACAUUAUUUUCUCUGUUUUCUCUUCCCAUCGGCUGGUUCUUAUAGUUCUUUUAUGUCCUCCUAUCCUGCCA
Molecule: messenger RNA, 2777 nt
Organism: Pogona vitticeps (central bearded dragon)
Lineage: Eukaryota; Metazoa; Chordata; Lepidosauria; Squamata; Agamidae
Gene: PEMT
Product: phosphatidylethanolamine N-methyltransferase
Biological process (GO): phosphatidylcholine biosynthetic process
Molecular function (GO): phosphatidylethanolamine N-methyltransferase activity
Source: RefSeq, a predicted model, not a curated record